AUGAUGGCGAGAGGAGGACAGUGUUUCGAGAAGCUUUGGAGGUGUGUUCGGACGGUUUUUUUCGUGGCGGCAUUGGUGCUGUCGCUAGUUGUGACGUCGUUGCCGGUGGUUGUGGCGGUUCUUGACGUGGUUGUUCCCUGCGUUUUGGUUUCGAGGUUUACGUGUGUUGGAUGCUAUAGUUUCAGAGAGCAUUUGAUUCGGUACUCUUUUAAGAGUUCCUUGACGGAUAUUCCUAUUGUUUCCAUUAUAAGAUCCUUCAUCAUUAUCUGUGUUUAUUCAAUUUGUGAUGGUCCUGCUCUCUCACAUGGUCCUUAUCUUGGAACAGUGACUCUGUCUUCCUUUGUUUCAAUUGUUGUCCUUUCAGUCAAAGCCUUUGUUUUCACUGUUAAUUCUCAGAUUGAAGAGGAAGCUUCAGUAUCCCUUGCAAGGAAGAUACUCCGUUUGAAAAAGUCAUGGGGAAUGCCUGUCUUAUUUCUCUCGUCAGUUGUGUUUGCCCUUGGCCAUAUUGUGGUUGCUUAUAGAACCAGCUGCAGAGCAAGGAGAAAGCUCAUGUUUCAUCGAGUUGAUCCUGAAGCUGUCCUCUCGUGCAAAAGUGUUUUCUCUAGCUAUCAGAAAGCCCCACGCUCACCUAUUCCUUCUGGGGGGAGAACCCCAAAAAGUGACAGUGAAAUGAAGCGGAGACCCUUUGGAGCAGCUCGCGAUGAGGAAGUACCAGUUAGAUUACUUGCAGACUCUGACAGCUUAUUCAUCACCUGCCAAGGUCUUACUCUCCACUACAAGUUAAGCCUGCCUUGGUCACCUCCUUCACUUAGCUUGUCCUCAUCAUCCUCCGUCGAAUCUAGCUCUGUUUGUUUCACUUCAUCAAUGUCUGGGGGACUAUCAAAAUUUCAUAGACAAUUGCCGUACAUGUCUUCCAAAAUCCAGCGACCACUCUACAGGACAUAUAGCAAUCAAUUACACGAUCCGUCUUCUUUAUAUGCUCCUCUUUUAGAUGGUCCAGAAACGCCUCCUCUUCUUUCAGAAGAUGUCCCUGUUUUUCAUCUAGAUGAAAUUCAUGAAGGUGAUGAAACAGUUAAAUCAGAUAUCAUGUCUUUGGAUAAAAAAGUGGAGGGCAUGAGUCAAAGUAGUUGCUCGGUUGCUGCAUUUGAUAGGCCUGGUUGGGGAUUAACUUCAAGGCUGAGACGGGAGGACUGGGAGAAAACAGAACUGCCUAAUCCUUAUAAACUUGAAAAUCAGGUUGAUCUGCUCUUGUCUUUCUGUUCGGAGAUUGGAUUUUCUUCAGUUGUGUUAGUGGGUCAUGAUGAUGGAGGGCUGCUUGCUUUAAUGGCUGCUCAAAGAGUUCAAAGGUCAAUGAAUUCUUUCAACGUUACAGUGAAAGGGGUUGUAUUGGUAAAUGUUAGCUUGUCUAGGGAAGUAGUUCCUUCAUUUGCCAGAAUCCUUCUGCACACCUCACUUGGAAAGAAGCAUUUGGUUCGGCCAUUGCUAAGAACAGAGAUCACUCAAGUGAUCAAUCGGCGUUCAUGGUAUGAUGCUACCAGACUGACAUCGGAAGUUUUGAGUCUUUAUAAGGCUCCACUAUACGUAGAAGGAUGGGAUGAAGCAGUUCAUGAAAUUGGUAAAUUGUCAUCUGAAAACAUCCUUUCUGCAAAAAAUGCAGAAUCAUUGCUACACGAUGUAAAGGAUAUUUCAUUGUUGGUCAUAGCUGGUGCAGAAGAUUCACUAGUUUCUCUGAAAUCUUGUCAAACAAUGGCAUCAAAAUUUGUGAAUUCUAGACUGGUUGCAAUCUCAGGAUGUGGCCAUCUACCCCACGAAGAAUGUCCUAAAGCGUUGCUUGCAGCAGUAUUACCUUUCAUCGGUAGACUAUGUUCUGUAUAUAACUCGAAUAGUCAGUAG
Messenger RNA from Vicia faba (fava bean), 1893 nucleotides. The record is from the annotation of a GenBank genome assembly. Lineage: Eukaryota; Viridiplantae; Streptophyta; Magnoliopsida; Fabales; Fabaceae.